This is a messenger RNA of Alosa alosa (allis shad), 8898 nucleotides long. RefSeq names its product notch receptor 1b (gene notch1b). The record is from RefSeq and is a predicted model, not a curated record. Lineage: Eukaryota; Metazoa; Chordata; Actinopteri; Clupeiformes; Clupeidae. Gene Ontology annotation, cellular component: membrane. Gene Ontology annotation, molecular function: signaling receptor activity; calcium ion binding; Notch binding. Gene Ontology annotation, biological process: multicellular organism development; regulation of DNA-templated transcription; Notch signaling pathway.
UGGAGAUGUGAACAGGGGGUCGCAGUCACAGUUGGAGAAUCAACGAGUUCACAUCACUGCACGGAGUUCGUGGGGACAAAAGAAACGCUCACAUUUUUGUAUUAUUCUUAAAUCGUUUUCUGGACUUUUGUGAAGGAAAAAAUAACAUUGGAUCUAUGUUAACCCUACGUGGAAUUAAAGAGAAUUUUUAAACCCGACGAGGAGGAAUGCAUCGAUUCCUUGUGAAACUAACCACUCUACUCGUAUUGAUAGCUCUAACGAAAGGGCAAGGAUGCACUGGGCCUGACGUGUGCCUGAAUGGAGGCAUCUGUGAGCCCACCCCUAAUGGCAGAGAAUGCAAGUGUCCGGAGAAAUACCUGGGAUCGAGAUGUGAGCACCACAACCCCUGUUACUUCAGCCCCUGUGAAAAUGGAGGCACCUGUCAGGUGGCUAAACGCGGCAUCCGGUACGAGGCUGUCUGCAAUUGCCGGCCAGGCUUUAUGGACAAGCUGUGCCUGACGCCGAUGGACAACGUGUGUUUGAACUCUCCUUGCCGAAAUGGAGGCACCUGCGAACUUCUCAGCACCAGGGACUACCGAUGUAGAUGCCGCCCUGGUUGGUCAGGUAAAACAUGCCAGCAGGCAGAUCCCUGUGCCUCGAACCCCUGUGCCAACAGCGGUACUUGUAGAGCCUUCGAAUCCCAUUACUUGUGCGACUGCCCGCCAACCUUCUACGGACAGACCUGUAAGCAGGAUGUCAAUGAGUGCACCCAGAACCCUAACAUCUGCAAGAAUGGCGGCACUUGUGUCAACGAGGUGGGAACCUACCAUUGCCGCUGCCCACAGGAGUACACUGGCAAACACUGCGAGACCCUCUACAUGCCCUGCAAUCCAUCGCCCUGCAACAAUGGGGGCACUUGUGUGCAGAAAGGAGAUACCACCUACCAGUGCACUUGCCUUCCAGGUUUCAAUGGGCAGAACUGUGAACACAACAUCAAUGACUGUACAGACCACCUGUGUGAGAAUGAAGGUGUAUGUGUGGAUGGAGUGAACACUUACAACUGCCAAUGCAAACCGGAGUGGACAGGUCAGCUAUGCCGGGAGGACGUCAACGAGUGUGACCUGAUGCCAAACGCCUGCCAGAACGGUGGCACCUGCCUCAACUCCCUGGGCGGCUACCACUGUGUGUGCGUGAACGGCUGGUCGGGAGACGACUGCAGCGAGAACAUCGACGACUGCGCCGAUGCUGCCUGCGCCGCCGGCGCCACCUGCCACGACCGCGUGGCCUCCUUCUACUGCGAGUGCCCCCCUGGUAGAACAGGUCUGCUCUGCCAUUUGGAGGAUGCCUGCAUAAGCAGUCCGUGCAAAAAAGGGUCCAACUGUGACACGAAUCCCGUAAACGGCAAAGCGAUCUGCACCUGUCCCGCGGGCUACGUUGGGGCAUCCUGCGACGUUGACAUUGACGAGUGCUCGCUGGGUUCCAACCCUUGUGAGCAUGGAGGGAAGUGCCUCAACACCAAAGGCUCGUUUCAGUGCAGAUGCCCUGCUGGCUACAUAGGUGCCCGCUGUGAGCUCGAUAUCAACGAGUGCAUGUCCAACCCUUGCCAAAACGAUGCAACCUGCCUGGACCAAAUUGGAGGUUUUAAAUGCAUCUGCAUGCCAGGCUACGAGGGAAUCUACUGCCAGAUCGAUACCAACGAGUGCGCCAGCAUGCCCUGUCUGAACAAUGGGGAGUGCAUCGACAAGAUCAACAGCUUUGAGUGCCAGUGCCCCACAGGCUUCAGUGGGAGCCAAUGCCAGGUGGAUGCAGAUGAGUGCGCCAGCACACCAUGCAAGAAUGGCGCCAAAUGCACAGACGGGCCCAACAAGUACACAUGUGAAUGCACUGAAGGUUACACCGGACAGCACUGCGAGCUUGACGUCGACGAAUGUGCGUCCAACCCUUGCCACUAUGGCACAUGCAAGGACGGCCUGGCCUCCUUCAGCUGCCAGUGCAAGGCGGGCUACACCGGGCGCCUGUGCGAGACCAACAUCAACGAGUGCCUCAGCCAGCCAUGCCAGAACGGAGGCACCUGCCAGGACAGCGUCAACGCCUACCGUUGCCUCUGCCCCAAGGGCACCUCAGGUAUCAACUGUGAAAUCGACUUGGAUGACUGCAAAAGCAACCCGUGUGACUCCGGGACGUGCAUCGACAAGAUCAACGGCUACGAGUGCACGUGCAAGCCAGGCUACACAGGAACCAUGUGCAACAUCAACAUUGAUGAGUGUCAGAGUAACCCGUGCCAUAACGGGGGCACCUGUGUGGAUGGCAUCAACGGCUUCACCUGCCAGUGUCGUGAAGGCUUCCAGGACCCUACCUGUCGCUCCCAGAUCAACGAGUGCCUUAGCAACCCCUGCAUCCAUGGCCACUGUCAAGAUCAGGUCAACGGCUACAACUGUAUCUGUGACAACGGCUGGAGUGGCCAAAACUGUGACAUCAACAACAAUGAGUGCGACUCCAACCCCUGCAUGAACGGAGGCAGCUGCCGCGACAUGACCAGUGGCUACUACUGCACGUGCCGGGCUGGCUUCAGCGGUCCUAACUGCCAAACUAACAUUAACGAGUGUGCCUCCAACCCAUGCCUCAACCAAGGCAACUGUAUCGAUGAUGUCGCGGGCUACAAAUGCAACUGCAUACUGCCUUACACUGGGGAGAAUUGUGAGACCUUGCUGGAGCCCUGCGCGCCCAAGCCCUGCAAGAACGGGGGCGAGUGCCGCGAGUCGGAGGACUACGAGAGCUUCUCCUGUGUCUGUCCCAAAGGCUGGCAAGGUCAGACCUGUGAGAUCGACAUAAAUGAAUGUGUGAAGAAUCCCUGUAAGAACGGAGCCUCCUGCCAAAACACUAUUGGAAGCUACCAGUGCAGCUGCAAAUCCGGGUUCACCGCACGCAACUGUGAGACCGACAUUGACGACUGCAAGCCCAACCCGUGCAACAACGGCGGCAUCUGCAAAGACGGCGUGAACAGCUUCGUCUGCUCGUGCCAGCCGGGCUUCCGUGGCACGCGCUGCGAGGAGGACAUCAACGAGUGCGAGAGCAACCCGUGCAAGAACGGCGCCAACUGCACCGACUUCGUUGACAGCUACACGUGCACGUGCCCACCGGGCUUCAGCGGAAUCCACUGUGAGAACAACACGCCCGACUGCACAGAGAGUUCCUGUUUUAAUGGGGGCACCUGCGUGGAUGGCAUCAACACCUUCACCUGCCUAUGUCCACCCGGCUUCACUGGCAGCUACUGCCAGCACGACAUCAAUGAGUGCGACUCCAAGCCAUGUCUGAAUGGGGGCACAUGCCAGGACAGCUUUGGCACCUACAAGUGUACCUGUCCUCAAGGCUAUACUGGACUCAACUGUCAGAACCUGGUGCGGUGGUGCGACUCCUCUCCAUGCAAGAACGGGGGCAAGUGCUGGCAGACUGGCACCACCUACAGCUGUGAGUGCCAGAGUGGCUGGACAGGGCUCUACUGUGAUGUGCCCAGUGUGUCCUGUGAAGUGGCCGCCAAACAGCAAGGUGUGGAGGUGACCCACCUGUGCCGUAACUCUGGUCAGUGCCUGGACGCUGGCAACACGCACUUCUGCCGCUGCCAGGCGGGCUACACGGGCAGCUACUGUGAGGAGCAGGUGGACGAGUGUGUGCCCAACCCCUGCCAGAACGGAGCCACCUGCACUGACUACCUGGGAGGAUACACCUGCGAGUGUGUUCCUGGCUAUCACGGGACAAACUGCUCCAACGAGAUCAAUGAGUGCCUCUCGCAGCCCUGCCAGAACAGAGGCACCUGCAUCGACCUGAUCAAUACCUACAAAUGCUCGUGUCCCCGGGGAACCCAAGGUAUCCACUGUGAGAUCAAUGUGGACGACUGCAACCCGUCCACUGACCCGGUCACUAAGGAGCCCAAGUGUUUCAACGGCGGCGAGUGUGUGGACGGCGUGGGCGGCUACCACUGCAUCUGCCCCGCUGGCUAUGUGGGUGAGCGCUGCGAGGGCGACGUCAACGAGUGCCUGUCCAACCCCUGCGACCCGCGCGGCACACACAACUGCGUCCAGCUCACCAACAACUACCGCUGCGAGUGCCGCACUGGAUACACAGGCAAGCGUUGUGAGCAGGUGUUUGAUGGCUGUAAGAGUAAGCCCUGUCGUAACGGAGGUACCUGUGCAGUGGCCAGCAACACGGCCCAUGGAUUCAUCUGCAGGUGUCCACCGGGAUUCACUGGCUCCACCUGUGAGGGUGAUGCUCACUCGUGUGGCACCCUGCACUGCCGCAACGGCGGCUCCUGCAUCUCCGGCCACAAGAGUCCGCGCUGCCUGUGUCCGGCCGCCUUCACCGGGCCCGAGUGCCAGUACCCGGCCGACAGUCCGUGCCAAAGCAACCCGUGCUACAACAGCGGCACGUGUCAGUACACCAGUGAGGAGCCCUACUACCACUGCAUCUGCCCGGUCCACUUCAACGGCCUGCUCUGCCACGUGCUGGACUACGGCUUCCGGGGCGGCUUACCGGGCCGCGACGUCACGCCGGCGCCCGAGGUGGAGGCCAGCUGCGAGAUCGACGACUGCAACGGCCGCUCGGGCGACAGCGUUUGCGACAGCAAGUGUAACAACUACGCGUGCGACUGGGACGGCGGCGACUGCUCGCUCAACUUCGACGAUCCGUGGAAGAACUGCUCGGCGGCACUGCAGUGCUGGCGCUACUUCAACGACGGCAAGUGCGACGAGCAGUGUGACAACGCCGGCUGCCUCUAUGACGGCUUCGACUGCCAGCACCUGGAGGGCCAGUGCAACCCGCUUUACGACCAAUACUGUAAGGACCACUAUGCCGAUGGGCACUGCGAUCAGGGGUGCAAUAACGCCGAGUGUGAGUGGGAUGGUCUGGACUGUGCCAACAACGUCCCGGAGAAGCUGGCGGUGGGGCGCCUGGUGCUGGUGGUGCGCAUCCACCCGGAUCAGCUGCGCAGCAACUUCUCGGGCUUCCUGCGCGAGCUGAGCCGCGUGCUUCACACCAACGUGGUGUUCCGCCGCGACGCCAAGGGCGAGCUCAUGAUCUACCCAUACUACGGCAACGAGCAGGAGCUCAAGAAGCACGCCGUCAAGAAGCGCUCAGUGGCUGACGGCUGGGCCGACGCGCGCGCCAGCGUCAUGGCCACGCUGACGGACGGCAUGCACCGCGUGGUCAACCUGCGGCGGCGGCGAGAGCUGGAUCAGAUGCAGAUCAAAGGGUCGGUGGUGUACCUGGAGAUUGACAACCGGCAGUGCUUCCAGCAGUCUACCGAGUGCUUCCAGAGUGCCACUGAUGUGGCGGCUUUCCUAGGAGCCCUCGCCUCCAGUGGCAACCUGGACAUGCCCUACGUCAUCGAGGCUGUGGCCAGCGAGAACACCCAGCCACCGCCCAACGAGCUCUACCCCAUCUACGUGGUGCUGGCCGGCCUCAUCAUGCUGGCCUUCGUCGGUGUGGGCAUGGUGGCGUCCCGCAAGCGGCGCCGCGAGCAGGGCCAGCUCUGGUUCCCCGAGGGCUUCAAGGCCAGCGAGUCCAACAAGAAGAAGCGCCGCGAGCCGGUCGGCGAGGACUCCGUCGGCCUCAAGCCAUUGAAGAACCUGUCGGACAUCUCCUUAAUGGAUGACAACCAGAACGAAUGGGGAGACGAGGAACCAUCAGAACACAAACGCUUUAGGUUUGAGGAGCAGGCGAUGCUGGACCUCGAUGACCAUACAGACCACCGGCAGUGGACCCAACAGCACCUGGAUGCUGCCGACCUCCGCAUCCCUUCCAUUGCCCCCACACCUCCACAAGGCGAAAUCGAGAAUGACUGCAUGGAUGUGAAUGUCCGUGGACCAGAUGGCUUCACUCCUCUGAUGAUCGCGUCCUGCAGCGGAGGUGGUCUGGAAACGGGCAACAGCGAGGAGGAAGAGGACACUUCGGCCAACGUCAUCAACGACUUCAUCUACCAGGGCGCCAACCUGCACAACCAGACGGACCGCACGGGCGAGACGGCAUUGCACCUCGCUGCCCGCUACGCCCGCUCCGACGCCGCCAAGCGCCUCCUGGAGGCCAGUGCUGACGCCAACAUCCAGGACAACAUGGGCCGCACGCCCCUCCACGCCGCCGUGGCUGCUGACGCUCAGGGAGUCUUCCAGAUUUUGAUUCGGAAUCGUGCCACGGACUUGGACGCCCGUAUGCAUGACGGCACGACCCCUCUGAUCCUGGCUGCUCGACUGGCAGUUGAGGGGAUGGUGGAGGAGCUGAUCAACUGCCACGCUGAUGUCAAUGCUGUUGAUGACUUUGGUAAAUCCGCUCUUCACUGGGCAGCAGCUGUGAACAACAUGGACGCAGCCAUGGUUCUGCUGAAAAAUGGAGCGAACAAGGACAUGCAGAACAAUAAGGAGGAGACACCCUUAUUCCUGGCAGCCCGUGAGGGCAGCUACGAGACGGCAAAGGUCCUGCUGGAGCACUUUGCCAACCGCGAGAUCACGGACCACAUGGACCGCCUGCCACGAGACAUCGCCCAGGAGCGCAUGCACCACGACAUCGUGCGCCUGCUGGACGAGUACAACCUGGUGCGCAGCCCGCCUGUGCACAGCGCCCCACUGACCAACAGCCUGUCGCCUCCGCUCUGCUCGCCCAACGGCUACCUGAACAGCAUGAAGCCGGCCGUCCAGAACAAGAAGGCCCGCAAGCCCGGCAGCGGCUCCGCCAAGGGCCUGGCCUGCAAGGACGGUAAGGACAUGAAGAACAAGAAGAAGAAGCCCCAGGAGGGCGGCCGCGGCGGAGGCGGUCUGCUGGACAGCUCGGCUGUGCUCUCGCCCGUCGACUCGCUGGAGUCGCCGCACGGCUACAUCUCGGACGUGUCAUCACCGCCGCUCAUGACCUCGCCCUUCCAUCACUCACCUACGUCCAUGGCACUGGGCCACCUGCAGGCCCUGCCGCCCGAGGCCCACCUGGCCAGCGUCAACCACCUGGGCAUGGCUAACAAGCAGUUUGACCCGCUCCCCCCACGCCUCACCCACCUGCCUAUGGCCAGUGCUGGGAAUGGCCAGUGCGACUGGCUGUCCCGGAUGCACGGCGGCAUGGCCAGCCAGCAACAGUUCAACACCCUCGGCGGCAACCGCGGCCAACAAGGCGGCAUGGGUCACCAGGGCAAUGGCUCGGUGUCACACGGCCUGAUGCACAACGGGCUGUCCUCGUCCGCACUCUCGCAGAUGAUGGGCUUCCCGGCCAUGCCCAGCAGCCACCUGGGCAACCAGACUCACCUGAUGCAGGGGCAGUCGAUGCAACAAAUGCAGCUCCAGCAGCUCCAACAGCAGCAGCAGAACUCAAAUCCGCCCAGCAGCGUGAGCCCGGGCUUCAUCUCGGCAGACAUGGGCGGCCCCGACGUCAUCCAGCAAGGCACGGGCGGCAACGGCUCGCUCCCCAUCCACACUAUCCUGCCCCAGGAGACUCAGAUCAUGUCCGCCCAGCUCGGGCCCGGCCUGGCCAGCACCCAGUUCCUCACUCCGCCCUCGCAGCACAGCUACUCGGCCACCAUGGAGGGCAACACGCCCAACCACCAGCUCCAGGUGCCGGACCACCCCUUCCUCACCCCGUCCCCCGGCUCCCCAGACCAAUGGUCCAGCUCCUCCCCACACUCAAACAUGUCUGACUGGUCCGAGGGCAUCUCCAGUCCCCCCACUAGCAUGCAGUCGCAGAUCGGGCACAUUCCAAAUGACCACUUUAAGUAACCUUUUUUUAUUCUUUGAUACUAACAGAAAGUUUUUUCCCCUCCCCCAUUUUUUAUUUAUUAAUGCCUCAUUUUUAUUUAUACUUGUUUCUUGUUUGUCUGCUUAAAGAUUUUUUUUUAUUUUGUUGUCCUAUCACUGGGUUACUGAGAGCGGCGUGGCUUUUGUCCUGUAGAUUUGGUUUGUAUCCUUCCGGUUGGUCUGCAUUUCUCGGUUUCUGGUGUGCACACUGGGUAUUUAUUGGUCUUAAUUUUUGACUUACUUUCUUUUCCAUCAGUUGUUUUUCAGUCUUUGUUCUUUUAAAAUAUUUUCUAUAUAAUUGUAUAAACUUGUUAAAUACGUUUUAUCAUGAGGACAUUUUAUAGUUUUUUUAUUUCAUUUAUUUCAUCAGUACAGUAUUUAGACAGAGUUUUUUUCUAUACCUUUGUUUUAAUUUCCAACAGAACAAUCACAGGGAUGAUGUUUUUUUUCUUUCAUUGUUCAGAUGUCUUAAAAGUGCAUGUUUGCCAAUUUAUUCAUAUUAAAAAAUGUUGAAAUAUACAUCACUACUGUUUUUUGCUGUUAUUAUCAGAUACCUGUUAUUAUUUGUUGUAUUGUGGGAGAUGUUUUGAAUAAUGAUAAUCUUCCAUUCCAGUUGCUGCGAUACAACCAUGUGGUUGAUGUUCUCCGGAUGUGGAGGGGUUUGAGACUGAACCCUUCUCUCUUCCCAUGUAUUUUGAGUUGGAGCCUCUAUCUGAAUAAAAAGGACUUUGCGUGUGCUUAUCAUGUGAGCUUGAUCAUGUUUCAGAAAUCUAAAGUCUUCAGCGCGUCAUGCAAAGUACGACAAUUUCAAGUUACCCAAGUUCAAAACAUGCAACAGUACACACAAAUAAUAUAUUUUUUUCUCAGUUUUACUGAGGUAUAGACAAAUAUAAAUAUAUUCAGAGUAAUCCAGGAAGUAUUUUACAGGCCAGAACAUUAUUAACAAAUAUUGACUAUGUGUUAAGCAAUAUUUAUUGACCUCUGCUUAGUCUGUCUGUGUUGGACAGUGUAUGAAAUUAAUAACGAUCAACUGAAUAAAAUGGCUUCGUGAAAUAUAUAAAAGUUCUCUAUCUGCAAAAUUGUAGUUUACAUUAAAUGUAUUUUGUCAAUUCUGUAAAAUUGUUCCUUUCAACAAUAAAUUUCACUGUUUGGUAUCUGA